GCAGUAGUGAAUUGAACAAAGUGAACAAAUUGACCAAUUUGAACAAUUUGAACAAUUUGAACAAUUUGACCAAUUUGAACAAUUUCAAACAUAUUGUAACCAAACCAAUUGAACUAAUCACUGUAGACCAUGUCGGGAGCAGGAAAUCGUGAACAGGUUUUUCCAACCCGAAUGACGUUGGGAUUAAUGAAGGGGAAAUUAAAGGGAGCUCAACAAGGACAUUCAUUAUUAAAAAGAAAAUCUGAAGCAUUAACUCAAAGAUUUAGAGAUAUUACUCAAAGAAUUGAUGAUGCAAAGAAAAAAAUGGGUAGAGUUAUGCAAAUUGCUGCCUUUUCAUUAGCAGAAGUUCAAUAUGCAACUGGUGAUAAUAUAGGUUAUCAAGUUCAAGAAUCAGUUCAAAAGGCCAGAUUUCAAGUUAAAACAAAACAAGAAAAUGUUAGUGGAGUUUAUCUUCCAACAUUUGAAAGUCAUAUUAAUGAAGAAAUUAAUGAUUUUAAAUUUACUGGUUUAGGUAGAGGUGGUCAACAAGUUCAAAAGGCAAAAACUGUUUAUACAAGAGCAGUAGAAACUUUAGUAGAAUUAGCAUCUUUACAAACUGCAUUUAUCAUUUUAGAUGAAGUCAUUAAAGUUACUAAUAGAAGAGUUAAUGCCAUUGAACAUGUUAUCAUUCCUAGAACUGAAAAUACUAUAUCUUAUAUUAAUUCAGAGUUGGAUGAAUUAGAUAGAGAAGAAUUUUAUAGAUUGAAAAAAGUUCAAGAAAAGAAACAAGAAGCGGCGGCAGCAGCAGAACUUGAAGAGAAAGAAGCAAAAGAGCAAAGAGCUGCUGAAGCUCUUGCAUUAUCAGAAUCUCAAGAUACUCUGAAACCUCAUUCAGAAGAACAAAUUCAAAAGGAAGUUGAAAAGUUGGAUCUUAAGGCUCAUGAAGAAGGUGAUGCCGAUAUUCUUCAAGAGAAUGAAGAUGAUGUUAUCUUUUAAUAUUCCUUGUCAUUCAUCAAUUUUUAUUUCAUUUCUUUACUCCCCCAAUACCUUUUACCUUACCUUUUAUUAUUAAUGGUAUUGUGCUAGUUAGUCUUAUAUAUCAUAUUUCACUUUUAUUUCAUUAUAGCCUAUAGGUUAAUUAUAUUCCCCCAUAUUUAGAGUUGUUAAUAUUAAAUAAACUACACUAAUAUCGAUACCUCUCUAAUCAGGACUCGCUUUUCUAUCUAAUUUUUGAUUUUAAUUGUAUUUAUCU
Messenger RNA from Scheffersomyces amazonensis, 1231 nucleotides. It is a transcript of the gene VMA8, whose product is annotated as H(+)-transporting V1 sector ATPase subunit D. Gene Ontology annotation, cellular component: vacuolar proton-transporting V-type ATPase complex; fungal-type vacuole membrane. The transcript has a single exon. Bases 130 to 975 code for a protein of 281 amino acids. Gene Ontology annotation, biological process: vacuolar acidification. Gene Ontology annotation, molecular function: proton-transporting ATPase activity, rotational mechanism. Lineage: Eukaryota; Fungi; Ascomycota; Pichiomycetes; Serinales; Debaryomycetaceae. The record is from RefSeq and is a predicted model, not a curated record.